CCGGUUAGACGCUUGGCGUUACACCGAGUCUACAAAAAGUUUACAUCGACUAACAUCGCGAUGCGUUGCUGCGUGGCCGCGCUCUGGGUGUCGGCGCUGACGACUCUGGCUGUCGCCGCUCCGCCGGACGCCGCGCACGAGCCGCCGUCCGCGCAGAAUGACAACGAAUUAGAACUUACGGAAGAAGACAAGCGCGCGUGGACAAGUUUACACGGCGGGUGGGGCAAGCGGGGCUGGCAAGACCUAAACUCUGCGUGGGGCAAGCGUGCUUGGCAAGAUCUCAAUACUGCUUGGGGCAAGCGCGGUUGGCAAGAUCUCAAUUCUGCCUGGGGUAAAAGAGGCUGGCAAGACAUGAGCUCCGCUUGGGGCAAACGUGGUUGGCAAGACCUUAACUCUGCGUGGGGCAAACGAGCCUGGAAAGAUCUAAACACCGCUUGGGGCAAGCGCGCCUGGCAAGACCUGAACCCGGCUUGGGGCAAACGUGGCUGGCAAGACAUGAGCUCAGCGUGGGGUAAGAGGGGUUGGCAAGACAUGAGCUCGGCGUGGGGCAAGAGGGGACCCGAGAAAUGGGCGAACCUGCACGCGGCGUGGGGCAAACGAUCCGGACCCGAACCUGAUUACGAGGACUACGAAGCGGUCAUCGAACAACUCCUGCCCACACAGGACGGCGAGACGAUCCAAGUUCCCGAGAAGAAGGCGUGGCAGGCGCUGCACGGCGCUUGGGGCAAGCGUCCCGUCAAACAGGCGCAGUUUAACAGUGGAGCGUAUUACUGGAAGCGCGAGCCGGGCUGGACCAAUUUAAGAGGCAUGUGGGGCAAGAGAUCCGCGCCCUUCACUUUCGACGCGAUUGCCGCGCCCGACGCACCGGAAAACGAGGGCGGCGCGGGCGCAGGCGCGGGCGCGGGCGGCGGCGCGCGCGACGAGGCCUAGGCGACUGGCAACUUGUGCAAACGAAACUAACGUUGGGGGCCCGCCACGUCCGCUGCGCUGUUGUCCGCUUCAUUCACUGUUCACUCGACAUUAUAUUUAUAGACACAUAGUUGUUCGAUGCCGACUCCACUGUGCGCCAUGCGACACAGAAGUUCGUGGCGCCCCGCGGACUCGAUCGCGCCUACCACAAUCUAUGGAAUCAAUUAUUUUUGUACUUCGCGAUAAUUCUCUGCACUCCCAACCAGUGAACAGAAUUAUCAUUGGGCGUUUAGAGUUCCUAAUUUCGUCUCUCUUAAUUAAAUAUUUAAUAUAAUAUCAGAUAUAUCAAUUAUUAUACAUUUUAUACUGUUUAACGCUUGUACUCCGUUGAUUACGAACAAAUAUAGCUCUUACUGUCACCUUCUAGAGUUAACUACAGAGUAAGUUUAUUUACCAUUACUAAUUCUAGUGUAGCGUAGUGUUUGGGACGAUGUAACUACUGUAACAAAUGAAUUGCGACGUGGCGUGACUUUGUAUCGUGCUGCGUGACUUUGUGUGACUUCACGCUGUGACAUUGCAUGACGCGGCUAGAUUUAAUGUGAUGCAGUGUUACGUAACGUGAUGCAACGUGACGUGACGCGCAGGUAGAUAGGCUAAUGACGUGUUAAUGUAUUUUACUAGUCGAGUAAGGUUGGCUUCGCUGAAGUUGACAUUUGUCCAAU
Molecule: messenger RNA, 1631 nt
Organism: Hyposmocoma kahamanoa
Lineage: Eukaryota; Metazoa; Arthropoda; Insecta; Lepidoptera; Cosmopterigidae
Gene: PTSP
Product: prothoracicostatic peptides-like
Exons: 7
Coding region: 61-930 (289 amino acids)
Source: RefSeq, a predicted model, not a curated record